AUGUUGCGGAUAAUAUGCAAAAGAUGUGGUUCAUUUCGUUUUCAAAUAUUCUUCAAGGGCAGCCAAAUCAUUUGUGAUUCACGUAGAUAUUUUUCGAAAUGGUUAAAAGAAUAUAAAGAAAGGUUUCUUGAGAGGCGCCAUAAUCCGUUCUGUGAAAAUUCUAUUCAACGAAUUUUGGAAAGAGACAAGUUAAACAAGGUUGAUUGGAAGCUUAUCUAUUAUGACGUUUCGAGUUCGCAUGUUAGCGAUCUUUUCGCCUUCUUUACUAGUUUCUUGCUUAUUUUUCUUGCUUAUUCGUCGUAUGAACAUUAUAAUUAUAUACGUGGUUUAAGUUUCCGGCACUCAAAUUUUCAACGUUUACUGGAUGACGCAGAGGAGCUCGGCGUUUUCAUCGUUCUCCCAUUAUCAAUUUUUGCUUUGAUCGUGCCAGUUAUGAUUCGAUCUCAAAACAGACGGAUUCUUCGUAUCUACCAGUAUAUUAAAAAUCCCGAACAGUUUACGAUAUAUUUCAAGCGAGGCGCAAUUAAAUUGCUCUGGGAACCAACCAAAGAUUUAACACAACAUGUUUCGAGCACAGGUAUUCUCAGGCACUUUGUCGGUAAUGUUUCUAUUAAUGGAAAAUAUUUUUUAUUGGAUCAUAAUUCUUUUCGAGCCAAUAAUUAUUAUUCGUAUAUGUUAGGUUAUACAAAAGUUCCACCGCCAUAA
This is a messenger RNA of Dracunculus medinensis (Guinea worm), 705 nucleotides long. NCBI's taxonomy places the organism in Eukaryota, Metazoa, Nematoda, Chromadorea, Rhabditida, Dracunculidae. The record is from the annotation of a GenBank genome assembly.